AUGCUUUCGAAUGUCCAGGUAAAGAAGGAGAGGUCGAACCUGGUCCGAGCAGGGCACCCGAUCAACGGCACGACGGCCGUGUUCGCCACCACAGCGGCGAGGCCAGCAACGAAACCUGUUCCGGCGACCCCAAGAUCACGGCAGUUCACAACUCCGCCCGUGAGCCCGUACUAUUCGCCCAGAAGGAAAGAAGAUACAUUUCCUUCGCGCUCCAACAACAACGGGGACGGCAACUCGUUGGCGUCUGGGGCGGCCUGGUCCUCCUUCGACAAUGGGGAUGGUAGUAGCGUCGGUGGGAACAACGCAAGCUCAAGCAUCAGGUCUGCGGCGGGGAUUGGAAACCCGGUGUUGGAGGCGGAGGCCUACCGGCUUGAGGCGCUGAGGAGACGCCGGUUUGUGGAGCUACAGCAGAUGCUGACUUUCGAGCUCCGAGGCCUGGCGCGAGAGAAGCGCGAUCGACAACUGGCGGAGAAGGCCCGCACCAGAGAGGCCACGGCGGAGAGGAAGAGGGCAAAGAUGUUCGAGGCUGCCGACCGGGCCCGCCUGGCGCGAGAGCGGUCGUGGCAGGACAGGGAGAAGGUCGCAGAGAGGGAGGCCGCAGCCAGGAGGGUGGCAGAGGACGAGGCCGCAAGGCGGUUCGAUGAGCAGGACCGCCUGAGGCGCACGCAGGCCAAGCUGGCCGCGGAGCGGAGGGCGAGGCUGGCGGCACAGAAGGCCGCCCUGCUGCAAGGGCGCAUCGACCGGGGCGCGCGCGUUCGGAGGGCGAGGCAGCUACGGACCGAGAGGCUCGCCGCCCAGAAGGCCGCCGAGAGGGAUGCCGCCGCCGAAACCGCAAAAAGCACCACCGUCACCCCCCACUCCGACUGCUUGGUGGACGAAAAACGCGACACGAAAAAAACACGCAGAGCUCGGGAAUCCGAGCACGAGGCGAAGAAGGCCGCCGCUGCCGAAAGAUGGGCCGCCGCCCGGGCCGGAGUAGAGGAGGCGCGGCGGCGGCGGGACGCCGCUACGAAGACGUUGCAAGAGAAGGCCGGGGGGCAGACCGCCGCUCUGGAGGACCGGGAAAUAGAGGAGAGAGAGCGCGAGCUGCGCGAAGAGGAGGCCGCGGAGCUGAACCGAGCGAGGCAUGAGGCCGCCCGCCGAAAGAUCGAGGGGGACGCCAAGCGAAAGGCGGACGAGAUCGAGGGCAAGGUGCUGAGGGAGGAGAGGAUCGCGCAGCAGCGAGAGGUCAAGAAAGAGCGGGAAGCUGCCAGGAGAAAGGCAGAGAUGAGGGAGAGGGAGGAGCUGCGGGAGAGGAUGAUGGAGCGGAAGGCCAAGACUGACAAAGAGAGACGCGAGGCUAUUCGGUUGAAGCUGGAGCAAGACGACGCCAAGGUGGAACUCCUCCGGCUAGAGAAGGAGCGCCUCCAGGCUACGAGGGGGAAGCUAUCUUCGGAAAUGACAAAGCAAUGGAAGAUGCUGCAGGGGCACUUCGAAGCGCUAAAGGACCACUCCAACGGGCACAGCAUCAGCUAUGGCGAGCUCGCCGCGGCGGUGACCGCAGCCGGAGUGGGCACCGCUGCCGCCGCACCCACAGCCACCGCCGCCGCCGCCGCCGCUGCCGAGCCAGGAGGAGACAGGAACCGCCUCCGCGGCUCCGACCCCGCCGCCGUCGCCGCACGCCGCCCGAAUGCCACCACUCCCCGCGCCGUGCGACCCUCCGGACCUCAUCAUUGCGCCGACAUGUCCGUCGCCCGUGGCGGUGGUGCUGAUUCUCUGUCUCCUGCCGCUCAUUCCGGUUCUCCGCGCUUUCCUCCUCCCGCCCAAAACGACAUCAUAACCGGGGCCCGUGCCCGGGCAGCCCCUCGUCCACCGCCGGGGCCGACAAGCUCCGCCUCGGUGGCAAGCAUCACGAGUUCGUUGUCGCUGCUAGUCCGGGACGGGUCUCACGGCGGCGGUGGCGGUGGAAUGACGCCUCCGCUGACGGCUAGAGCGACGGCCCACCGCAGGAUCUCCCCUAGAAAGCCCAGCACAAGCGCCGGUGACAGGCGGGGGGGUAGCGGUCGCGGCAGCGGCGACCAGCGGGGGGCUAGGGUGGACAAUCCGGCUGCCGCCGGCCUUCGCGAGCGGUACAUGUACGACACGAGAGCGGGCCAGAAACGUGUUGGUGGCGGCGGCGCCCGUGGCGGCACGAAAACGGCAGCCGCAUCAAAAACAAAUAUCCCACGCGGCAGAAAAACCCACUUGGUCAAAACGAAAGAGUUGGCGGCGGACGGCCUAGGGCACGGCAGAGGGGAAACCACUUCAUCUGCCUCCGAAUCCGGCCGCGAAAAAUUGCACCCUGAAAGACCCUUGGCGGGGGCUUGUGACGAACUCGGAAGCGGAACCGACGAUGCCGAGGCUGUCACGAGCAUGUCAUCCUCCUACUCGACGGACGCGAACAGCACCCCUACGACGGCACCGAGCCCACCUUUGCCGUCGUCGCGGCCGCCGUCUCCGCGAGGCGAACCGGGGGCGUCGUCGUCCGACACAGAUCUCCUGCGGAGCAGGUACGACCGAGAGCUGCUGGCGGUCCUGGCGGAAGAGCAGGCGGCGGAGGACGAUCGGGAGAAAGCACUCGCGGCAGCCGUUGCCCGAGCCAAGGCCGCUCAAGCGAGAGCGGGGUACAUCGGGAGGAAGGUCAAGCGCGGCCGUUGUCCUGAAGGUCAAGGGGUUUCGCCGAUGUCUGGAGGAGAACCCGAUGGCGUUGUGGCUACGACGGCAAGGCUAGCGAUCGCCGCAGCACCGGUAGAGGGGGGCGGUGGUGGAGCUGUUCGCGGAGUCGAGCAGGAUCGCAGGGAGGAGGAAGCCGCGGUGGCGACGAGAGAGGCGAUCCGCCUAGAGAAAGAGCUAGCGACGGAGAGGAGAGAGGCCAGCGAGCGGGUGCUCAGGGUGUCCGACGCAUACGAGGAGGCCAUUCGAAAACUCUCUUGCGAUCGUCAGUCUUCUCCUCCUUCGCUCGCCAUCUCAAGACGCGACGCUGACCGCGACACGCAAUAA
This is a messenger RNA of Ectocarpus sp. CCAP 1310/34, 3018 nucleotides long. The record is from the annotation of a GenBank genome assembly. Lineage: Eukaryota; Phaeophyceae; Ectocarpales; Ectocarpaceae.